Phanerochaete carnosa HHB-10118-sp is the source of this 3885-nucleotide messenger RNA. RefSeq lists its product as uncharacterized. The transcript is spliced from 12 exons. Lineage: Eukaryota; Fungi; Basidiomycota; Agaricomycetes; Polyporales; Phanerochaetaceae. Gene Ontology annotation, cellular component: membrane; endoplasmic reticulum. The record is from RefSeq and is a predicted model, not a curated record. Gene Ontology annotation, molecular function: long-chain fatty acid-CoA ligase activity. The coding region runs from base 1 to 3885 and encodes 1294 amino acids.
AUGGCCACGGCUCUGUCAGAAUAUCUGGUAACUGACGACUUAACUAUCAUUCUCGGCCUAGUCGCCGCCGGUCUCUUUCUCCUUCAUAACCUCUACAAACCUCAUUCCCUCGUCCAUCCGAUUCUUCUGGGGAGGCAGAGCGAUGUAGCUCGCAUGCGCCACCCGGGCGAAAGUGCAGUUUAUAGGAACUACGGCACUGGCAUGAUGGGAAGGCUUACAAACCCCGAGCUCAGGCGACGUGUCUCUGCGAUUGGUACUGGUCUUCUCAAGGUCGCUAGUCUGACUCCAGGAGAGUCCAACGUGCUGCUGCUGCUCAAUGAUGGCUUAGAGUUUUUACUCUCGGACUUGGCACUGGCAUCUCAGUCGAUCCCGUCCUUCACAUUGACAUCUAUAUCGCUCCUUUCGCCCGUCUUGGACAGCCAUCCGCCAUCCGCCAUCAUCACGGAGGCUGAGUUCCUCCCACAUCUGCUGGAACUCAUCUAUGACACCAAUGAGGGGUCUCAUCAUACCAUCAUCGUGAUCGGUGAACCUGAUGUCAAGCGCGCUCAAGGCCUCAAUCAAGUCCGCGUCCUGAAAUUUUCAGAGUUGGAGAGGCAAGGAGCGCUGCUCGAGCAGGCUGCACCAUCGGCCACAGACCCUCUCCAAGUUUUCACUGUCUCGUUCCAUCAAGCACCGUCGGGAGAUCUGCGUGGAGUUCAAUUUACCCACGAGAAUAUUACUUCCGGUGUCACUGCAUUGCGAGCAAUGAUGCCGUCUUCUGGGCCUGUCUCUCCUCUCGACACAGUGGUUUCAGCGCAUUCCUUGUCUUCUGGAUACGGUCGGGCUGUGGCUUACACUGCCAUCUUUGAAGGAGCCAAUUUCGUGACCACGUCGAGUUCGAAGAUUGUCCAGACCGAGAACGCCCAACGUCAAGAUCUCAGCGAUGUUACGUCCGUUGAGCGGUAUCCUAUUCCGUCCCCUACUAUUCUCUUCAUCACACCACCGCAUCUCACGACUUUGACGAGUGCAAUCAUCGACAACACCAAGAAGGCGUCUAUCAUAUUAUAUUCACUUGCGUGGCGUCACAAACUGGCCGGCAUCUUGGAGGGCUUCUUCACGAAGCAAAGCCUCUGGGAUAGACUUAUCUUUGACGGUGCUCGAAUGCAAGUUAUGAGUAAGGGUGCGGGAACAGUUCGGGCGGUUGUCGUCAGCGAAGGUCCGGUUGAAAAUCAGGCUCUCACUCCGGCUCGCGUUGCUCUCUCGGUACCUCUUGUGUUCGCCCAUUCUCAUCCUCAAGUCUCUGGUCCCGUGUUUGCCACGCAUUCUCUGGAUGUGCAGACUUUCCCUGCAGAUACAGAUUCCUCCGGGUCAUCUGCUGCGGAUAAUUACACGUUCUCGUAUCUCGCGACUGUUGGUGCUCCUUCCAUCAACAUGGAGGUCAAGCUGAAGGGCGUGGAUGAUAAUCUGGUCGAGAAUGGCGGUGAUCCUGUCGGCAACCUCUUCCUUCGUGGGUCGAGCGUAGGCCUGGUACUGGAUGCAGAGCCUGAGGAAGAGGAGCUCGAUAAGGGUUGGAUCGACAGUGGAGAGAGACCUCCUCAAAAUAUGUCUACUACGUCAGCUAUGGAGCUCACUGAUACACAGAUGCUUGACUAUUCAACCGACAGUGACUACACUAUGCACGCUACUGGUCACUCUUCCGAAUGGCCAUCGGUGGAAGCGACUAUGAGCGACGACCACAUCCCCUCUGCCACAGAAUACUCAGAGACCAUCGAAAUCGACAUGGAACAGAACGAAGAUGAGGAAAUGACAGAAUACGAGAUGACAGACGGUGUUGACUACGUCCAUGAAGGUGCUGUGGAGAUCCAGGACGUUGACUUCGCCGAACCAUCGCAAGCAGCCUCGCCUUCGGGAGUGAGUGCUAUCGACAGUACAGCGUUGGUGGACGCUACAUCUUCUAUUGCACCUCCGCAAUCUCUACCUUCCCCGACAGCUCAUCUAGAAACAUAUGGCUUCCAUCACGGUGCACUUCCCAGUGUACCUGAGCAUCAUAUUUCCGAUGUCGAAACUCUAGUCCAUCCAGCGCCUCUCGACACUACAGAGCAACCUCACGAACCGCCCGUGGAACUAUUUGCAUUGCCGACAGGCGAAAACACCGAUGAUAGCGAGGAAUCUCGUGCUACUGGACGCCCCGCCUCGCCCGCCAGACCAACUCUAGCGGACCCCGCUGCAUACCCUGAGCCCGAGUCGCAGCCGUCUUUCUUCGAACAUGAAGAAGACGGGGCGAGCAGUAAGGCUACUGGUAGCGAACCCGCUGAAGCACCAGGCGCUGAAGAAGGGUCCCUUGGGGGGGCAAAGCCGCUUACGGAGUUGGCGCGUUCCUCCGACGAUGUGGCUCAUCCAGUAGCGUAUGGAGAGGCGUACGAAGAAACUUCUAACAAUGAUCCGCACGAGAUCUCGGACGGUGUCUAUAUCGAUCCGCCACCCCCAGUGCUCCUUUCUCUCUCGACCUCGUCUCAACGAGUAGAAUGUUGUCUGUUCAACCAACCUUAUGCAGGAUCAAGGUCUCAAAGCCCUGAUACACAUGCGUCCGCUAGUACCGCAACAGAAUUUGCGUUGCUACUGUCUCAAAAGCCAACGCUCUACUAUGAGCCGCUCAACAACGUGUUUGAGGCGCUUCGCCAAGAAGAAGUUAUCAGUGGCGUAGCAGAGCUUGCGGAUGGGGAGCUGGUCCUUGAAGCGUACGACUUAGACCUGAGAAUAACUGAAGACAAUAUCCACGUGGGAGAAGUGACGAUUCAUGAACUGAACAUUUUGCAUGACGGUAUCGACCUGACAGGCCCUCUCCGUCUGCGCCUUUCUGCUACUCCUCGUUUUAUAACACGGUACCGCGCUCUUCGAGACCAAGUGGCGCAGCUCAGCUUAGAGGCCGGAUCAGAAAUUGUGCCCCAAUCUCAGUUCGAUGCGGCUGAACCUGAGGAAGCUGCCGAAGAAGCUGUUCGUCACGAUGCCCUUCCUGUUCCAGUGAGCAUAUCUGAGGUCGAACACUCGGGAGCGACCGAGCAAGCAUACGAUGAAGAAGUCAAUGGGCGCAUAACAAUCGAGACGGCGGAAUCCGAAGCUAAGGCAUCUGCACUAGCAACUAAUGACGAGCCAGGCACGACUGAAUCUGGGCAACGUGAGCCGCUAAGCGGCGUCGAGCAGGAGGAACCAAACCGCGCCGUGGAGACUGGUUCCGAAGCACCUGAAGAUGCGGCUACCGACUACGAGGCCGAACUCACGGCAGGAGAGGCAGCGCAACAUUUCGACGCUGAUGAGGUGCACCAGGAGGCUGAUGUGGGGGAUGGGGGCGAUUACACUGAUUAUGUUGAGAACCCGGAUGACGACGGACAGUUCGGUGAGACGCCGCCGGAAGACAGUGGUGCAGGCUCAGAUGUGGCCGACGGUCGCUACGAAGUACUUGCAGACCUGUACAGAGAAUCUUCGACUGACGCUGCUGGUCUCGAAGCCAAUGCACCAGGAAACGAACUGGGCGCCACUUCUGAGGCUGCGAGUUCUGACGAGCUGGUUAACCGCGAUCCGGACGCUACCUUUACGGGCCAGCCGUUUGCUAACAUUGCCUCGCAUACAGAAUUGGGCGAACUCGAGAGUCUUGAAGAGUAUGAUGCUGAAGGCGAAGACCGGCAAGGAGAAGAAUCAACACACCCGCAGGAAGAGUUUGAAGAUUGGGGCGAGUUUGAUGAGACUGAGCAGACCGCCCACGUCGCAGAAGAUGCCUUAUCGAAGGGCUCUUCUGAGACGUUAUCCACCCUGUCAAAACGUUCUCGGGAGGAAGACGAGGGUGAUGAGGAUGACGCUGAUAGCCACCCGCCGGGCUCUUCAGACUCUAAACGAGUGCGAGUGGGGUGA